Messenger RNA from Nelumbo nucifera (sacred lotus), 2092 nucleotides. It is a transcript of the gene TAF12, whose product is annotated as TBP-associated factor 12. Lineage: Eukaryota; Viridiplantae; Streptophyta; Magnoliopsida; Proteales; Nelumbonaceae. Gene Ontology annotation, biological process: DNA-templated transcription initiation; RNA polymerase II preinitiation complex assembly. Gene Ontology annotation, cellular component: SAGA complex; transcription factor TFIID complex. The record is from RefSeq and is a predicted model, not a curated record. Gene Ontology annotation, molecular function: TBP-class protein binding; DNA binding; protein heterodimerization activity.
GUGUUUGUACGCAACCAAACGCAGCUUAAUUGGUCUUCCACGAAGCCCACCACGAAUUCGGCAAACGGAGCUUUGUUUUCCUCCAAAAUCAUGGGUUCCAAGGAAACAACAUCAAUACCCACUCCUCAAUCCAUCAAAAAUAUUUCGAGUUCCAUAUAAUCCCCAGACGAAUUCGGGAAACAGAGCCUUGUUUCCGCCAAAAUUAUGGAUUCCAUGGAAACAACGUCAACAUCCACUCCUCAACCUACCGAACCAGCGCCACCUGCAUCAGUUCCUCCUCCGUCAUCUUCAAUACCUUCAACCCCUGAAAUCUCAUCCGCUCCUUCUCCUAGUUCUAACCCUAAUCCUAGCCCUGUCCAAAACUCACAACCAUCAACCCCUCUCCCGCAACACCCACCACCACAGCAGCAACCAGUUUUGCAACAGCAACAACAGCAGCAGCAGCAACAACAACAACUAUCCACUCUCCAACAUUCUCAGCCUAGGCCCUCAUCCCUCAGCCGUCCUCGACCACAACCGCCUUACCCACAUUUCUCUCAACAUCUUCCGUCUCUUCCUCCUUCUUCGUCUUCUUCGUCUUCGUCUUCGUCAUCUCUAUCUUCUUCUGUUUCAUCCCCCAUUUCCGCACCACCUAUGCAAAGAGGUGGGCUUGCAAUCGGGGUUCCAGCGCACCACGCGAGGCCCCCGCAGCAACCUACCUCAUAUUCGUCUUUCGGGACGUCUUCUUUCAACCAGCAAUUUGGUGGGUUGUCUCGGAAUUCAGUCAAUGUGCCUGACCCUAACAAUUCGAGCAGCACUCAGGUAAGGCAGCCCAUUCAAGGAAUUCAGAGUAUAGGGAUGAUAGGUUCGCAUGGUUCAGGUUCUCAAUUGCGGCCGGGUGGGGUUUCAGCUAAUCCUCAACCGAGACCUGUUCAGCCACCACUGAAAUCUCAACCUCCAUCAAGUAGCCAGUCUCUAGCUAGUCAAAAGUUUCAAUCCCAUAGUCUACUAAGAGUCCCAUCAAUGGGUUCUCCUGGCUCCCAAUCACCUGGGACACCACAAAAUUUGCAAACCCAUACACAACCAUGGAUGUCAGGUGGUUCGCAAGGGAAACAAAUGCAUCCACCAUCCUUACCAUCCUCUUCAUAUAGGCCACAGAUGAAGCCACAGUCUUUGCAGCAAAGAUCACAUAUUCCUCAGCAACAUCAUCCCUUGCCAACAGCUUCCCAUCAGCAGCAGAUCCCAUCUCCUCAGCAACAGCAACAGCCAUCACAGCCACAUCAAUCACAAGAUCAUUAUGGACAGCAAUAUCCAGCACCAAGGGUUGCACAGUCUGCGCUUCAUCAACAGCAGGUUACACGGGGUCAGGGCUCAGGAAGCCAAAAAUCUCCCUCUCUUGCAAUAAUGCCUACCACAGUCCAGUCAGGCUCACACAAUACAACAUCUAAUGCAGAUGCUGGUGAAAUCUGUAGUAAAAUUCUCAGCAAGAGAACUAUCCAUGAGUUAGUCACACAGAUCGACCCCUCUGAGAGGCUGGAUCCUGAAGUUGAAGAAAUUCUAGUAGAGAUUGCUGAUGAUUUCGUUGAUACUAUAGCAACAUGUGCUUGCUCAUUGGCCAAGCACCGGAAAUCAACCACAUUGGAAGCUAAGGACAUAAUUCUUCAUCUAGAAAAAAAUUGGAAUUUGACCCUUCCUGGGUUUGGUGGGGAUGAGAUCAAGAUCUACAAGAAACAGUAUACAAAUGAUAUUCACAGGGAGCGUCUUGCAGUGAUCAAGAAAUCCGUUGUAGGAUCUGAGGUGGCAAAUAUGAAGACCCCUGCUGGACAAGCUGCUGGAAAUGUGAAAGGUCAUACAGCCAAGGCACCUGCAAUUGGCUCCCCGAAGACAAGUGAAGUGUUGUGAAUCUACCAAGUCUUUUGUUGGAGGUUCUGCAUGCAAGGUGUUUUUUUGACUGAAGAUAUUGCAAGGAUUGAUCUGUUAAUGUUACUCUUUUGUGCAGUUAAACUUGUAUGGCAAGAUGAAAGGGGGUUUAAAUUUCUGUCACCAAACUGGAUGUUCAUGAAAUUUUGGUAGAAAAUAUGAAAGAAGAAAAAAUGCACAAGUAAAUUUUGUA